Molecule: messenger RNA, 1339 nt
Organism: Eutrema salsugineum
Lineage: Eukaryota; Viridiplantae; Streptophyta; Magnoliopsida; Brassicales; Brassicaceae
Exons: 8
Coding region: 42-1241 (399 amino acids)
Biological process (GO): positive regulation of cytoplasmic translation
Cellular component (GO): cytoplasm
Molecular function (GO): zinc ion binding; mRNA binding; single-stranded RNA binding
Source: RefSeq, a predicted model, not a curated record
GCUGCCCUUCUUUUUUUUUUGGUUGGGCUUGUUCUCUCCUCAUGUGCUCGAUUUAUGCUGGAUUUCAGGUUUUGCAGCCACAGUGGAGAAGGAAGCACACCCGAUUUCUACUUCUUGUCAAUCCCAACACAAAAUUCGCCUUCUUUCCUCGCGCGAUUUCUUCUUCGGACAACAACAAUGGCUCACUUUCAUCCUCCAGACAAAACAACCGAAACUUGGGUUAUGAUCCUUCAGAGGAACUGUUUGGUGAUGAUUUCAAGCCCAGGAAUGUAUCUGGUGAUUCUCGCGAGCCGAGGUCAUGGUUUGGUCCCAACGGUCAGUACAUUCGAGAGCUUCCUUGUCCUACUUGUAGAGGAAGAGGUUAUACUUCAUGCUCAAAUUGCGGGAUCGAGAGGCCGAGGCUGGAUUGCCCUCAAUGCAAAGGAAAGGGCAUAAUGACUUGUCUCAGAUGCUUGGGAGAUUGUGUCAUCUGGGAAGAAUCAAUCGAUGAACGACCUUGGGAGAAAGCUAGAUCAAGUUCUCCAUUUAGAGUAAAGGAAGACGAUGAGGUUGAUAAUUUAGAGAUAAAGUUCAGUAGAAGAGGCAAAUCUAAGCGGAUUUACCAGUCACCGCCUCCUGAAGUUGGACAAAAGAUCAGCCGAUCUUUAAAAAGUCUCAAUGCCAAGACCGGACUUUUUAGUAAGCGAAUGAAGAUUAUACAUCGUGAUCCCGUGCUUCAUGCUCAAAGGGUAGCUGCAAUUAAGAAAGCUAAAGGAACACCAUCUGCUAGAAAGCAUGCGUCCGAAUCUAUGAAAACUUUCUUCAGUAACCCUGAAAACCGUGAAAAGAGGAGCUUAUCCAUGAAAGGAAUUAAAUUUUACUGCAAGAACUGCGGAGAGGAAGGCCAUAGACGCCAUUACUGUCCAGACCUGGAAACUGAUGUGGACAGAAGGUAUAAGUGUCGGGUUUGUGGCGGGAAAGGCCACAACCGAAAGACCUGUCCUAAGUUGAAAUCAAUGGUCACUAAAGGCAUUUCCACAAGGUAUCACCGAUGUGGAAUAUGCGGUGAGAGUGGUCACAACAGUAGAACAUGCCGGAAGCUGACAAGGGUAGUGAAACCGAGUGACGAUUCCGGGGAAGAUGGUGUUGGGAAGAGAGGGUAUGCUUGUGGGUUCUGCAAGAAAAAGGGACAUAAUGUGAGAAACUGUCCAAGUAAACGAGUAUCAAACAGUGAAUCUUGCUUAGAGCAAGAAAGUUCUUGAUCAUGUUUCUUUGGUUAGGUUUGGUUUUGCUUUGAAGCAGAAAUAACCAAUCACUUUUAAGGGAUAGAUAUAUUUCGGUUUAGAAUCAAACUUUGAGU